GCGGGACGCGGCGCCUCGGCCAGAGCGCGGCUUAGCUACCAGCGAGACCCUCUCCUCCUGGUUUUCGCUACUGCGCUUCUGAAUCUACAAGCCAAAAAAUUGGAACUUGGAUUUAGCUGAAUUGUAAAUAAAAAGAUCUUUUACACUCUAGCAAAAUGGCUGAUAGUCCAAACUGUGAUUUGAAAUCCCUGAGUCCACUUCAGCUGUUUGAAAGAGUAACUGAACAAGGAGAGAAAGUCAGAGCACUGAAAGCAGGAAAAGCACCAAAGGAUGAAAUAGAUGCAGCAGUGAGGAUGCUGUUAUCGUUAAAGCUGUCAUAUAAAACAACAACAGGACAAGAUUAUCAGGCAGGCUUACCUCCAACAGACCUCGCAUUAAUAAACAAUGGUACAACUAAAGAAGAGGAUGAGGAUUUUGUGGACCCCUGGACAGUGCAGACCUCAAAUGCUAAAGGCGUGGAUUAUGACAAACUCAUAGUUCGGUUUGGCAGCACUAAAAUUGACACAGAUCUGAUCAAUCGAAUAGAAAGAGCUAUUGGGCAAAAACCUCACCGCUUUCUACGUAGAGGAAUCUUUUUUUCUCACAGGGAUAUGGACCAAAUCCUUCAUGCUUACGAAAAUAAGAAGUCCUUUUACCUUUAUACAGGCAGAGGGCCGUCCUCUCAGGCAAUGCAUGUUGGUCAUCUUAUCCCGUUUAUAUUCACAAAGUGGCUGCAAGAAGUAUUUGAUGUUCCCUUAGUUAUACAGUUAACUGAUGAUGAGAAGUACCUCUGGAAGGAUCUGACAACUGAGAAGGCAUAUGAAUAUGCUAAAGAAAAUGCAAAAGAUAUCAUUGCAUGUGGUUUUGACGUCAAUAAAACCUUUAUCUUUUCUGAUUUAGACUACUUGGGGUCAAGUACGGGAUUCUACAGAAACAUCGUCAAAGUCCAGAAGCAUGUUACAUUUAACCAAGUGAAAGGAAUCUUUGGCUUUACAGACAGUGAUUGCAUUGGUAAGAUCAGUUUUCCUGCUAUUCAAGCUGCUCCAUCCUUCAGUUCAUCAUUUCCACAGAUCUUCAAUGGCAAGGAAGACUUACAGUGUCUUAUUCCAUGUGCUAUUGAUCAGGAUCCUUAUUUCAGAAUGACCCGAGAUGUAGCACCUAGAAUUGGAUAUCCUAAACCAGCCUUACUACACUCAGUCUUCUUCCCAGCCUUGCAAGGAGCACAGACAAAAAUGAGUGCUAGUGACCCCAACUCCUCUAUCUUCCUCACUGAUACACCCAAACAAAUCAAGACAAAGAUAAACAAGCAUGCCUUCUCGGGAGGCAGAGAUACUAUUGAAGAGCACAGGAAGUAUGGAGGUAACUGUGAUGUCGAUGUGUCUUUUAUGUACCUGACUUUCUUCCUCGAAGAUGAUGACAGGCUUGAACAACUGAAGCAGGCAUAUACAAGUGGGGAAUUGCUCACGGGGGAGCUGAAGAAGGUGCUUAUUGAAACAUUGCAGCCCAUGAUAGCAGCUCAUCAAGAGAGACGGAAGCAGGUCACAGAUGAAGUGGUGAAGCAAUUUAUGACUCCACGGAAGCUAGCUUUUGAAUUUUGAAGUAAUGCUUAUGUAACUUAUCAUUUGAUGAACCAAAAUUGAUUAACUGUUGUCUUCUGUUGUAUAUGAUCAUUCCCUAGUUAGGUACAGCCUGCAAUCACUGCUUUAUAAAUAUUGCGCUUAGUGAGUUACUUCCUAUGAACAUCAGAGUACAUGAAAAAUUGAAAAUUGGACUCAUAUCUAUUUAAAAUCAAAGUGUGUUAAUAAAGGCAUUGAAUCUGUACAAGACAAGGCCCAAUCUUGCAGUGAGGCAUGUCUGUCAGCACAAGACUGUAUUUUAUUGUAUUUCAUGUUGAAAAUAUAAAUAAAAAUGCCAUUUUAAUGAUGAAGUCUAACUUGUAAAUUGUUGUAGAUAUGUUGUUAAGAGGUUGUAUCUCAAACUAAUAACUGGUAGCUCCAUUGUUUUUUGUGUAGCUUGAUUUACUAGACUAUGUGUCCUUUGGAGCUACUGGGAGCAUGCUGCACACACAGAGAAAGUGGAUGUUACAAAGCAGAUUACACAGUAACUUAGGUCUUGGAUCAAUGUAAAAGGAAUAGAGAUCUGUGAACUGAGCAUGGGAGAAAGAAAAUCAGGUUGGUUUUGCAAUCCUCUUCCUCUUUGACCUGGGGCAAGUCACAGAAGUUUCACUGGAUUUCUGUUUCUGCAGCUAUUUAACUGGUCUGAAUGCCUCUGAAGGGAAGAGGCAGUCACAAGGUUAUAAAGUCCCUUGAUAUUCUCAAGUGGAAGAUAUUAGAGAAAUGCAAAUUUUAGUUAUGAAAAUACUAAAUGCUGAAUCAUACUGUGAAUAUGAAGUUGCUGCUGGACGCAGGGAUACUUACAGUGCUGCCCUGUCCUGUUCUUCUGCACCAGGUCAAGAUAGGGGUACUUACAUUUUAAGAUGUAUUUAAGAAAGAAAAUACACUUUGUUAAAAUACCUCAUGUAAUAUCUCAGUAUCUCCUUUCUUAAAAUGAACUUUAAUGUCUGCUAUGAUUUAUGAAAAAAAUCAAAUAAUUUGCUAAUUUGUUUCUGUAUGUACAGUGCUGAAUGGAAACUAUUAGAUCUGUCUUCUCUUUAUAUAGAACAUACAGUUGCUAGCCCAGACAGCCUUAUCUAAAUCAAAUAAACAUACCUUUGAUAAUACAGGUGGGUAUUGAUGCAUGGUAUUUGCAAAUCAUUUAAAACAUAAGGCACUUGAAUAAGGUGUGAAAGAUUUAAAAUUCAUCAGGUUCUGUAGUGUGGGGUCUAGUAGACAUUUAGUGAUUUCUGCAUUUACUUUUUUUUAAUAAAAAAAUAAAACAAACACUUCAGUCUGUAAACCCUUGAAGUCAGCUGAUUACACUUGAGUUGAGGGAAAAGUUUCACUGAUUCGGGAGACCUUGCAUCAGCCUGUUAGCACAUGAGAAUGUGUUGGAUUAUUUGCCCUGCCUGGGGCUGGUGCUGCCCCCUUCCUAGCUGUAGCAGUUCUGCAACACAAUGUACACAUCCUCCCCAAAAAUGACCUGCAUUUCUGAGGUGGAAAUGCAUGCUGUUUAUUAAGUAGCACUGCUAGUGUUAUCAUCAUAUUUGUGCAAGGGACUGAGGGGAGACAGAAACGCAAAGCAAGCUUAGUCCUACUGCAUGUGUUCCAAAUGUGUGCUGGAAAGAUCAAUGCCUAGGUUUUGUCUUUUUCAUUACAGUUUACGUGACCUGGUAUCACUAAUCUAAUGUCAUGAACUUUAAAAUAUUAAAGUAAAUGUUUACCAGUGACUGCCUCUCUAUAACCCAUGGGUACAGUAUCUUAGUGCUGACAAGUGUUUAACAAUCAAUAGAAAAGCAUUUUUUAAAGUGAUUGUGUAGAAAAGAAAAAUAGCUUCUUAAAUACAGUAGCAAAUAAACUAAUCUGUGGUAACUGUAGACUUCAGUGAUGACCUUCCUAUUCUCGCAGUCUGCUCUUUGCUGUUUUUAAGCUAUGCAUAGAAGAUAAAACUUAAAGUGACUUUUUAUGGGCUUUUAUAAAGUCAUAAUGCAGAUUUCUUCCUGAAAACAUUAUAUGCAGAACUGUCCUGCAAGAUUUAUUUCAUUAACUAAAAAUUUAGUUACUCAGGAAGGGGAAGUACACUGUAGGAGAAAUAGUAGUGUGUUCUAUUCUAAUUAGGUAUAUGGAUUAAUUUUAUAACACAGCAGUUAAAAUCUGUCCUGAAAGUUUUGGAAUGGAAAGUGCAAAAUUAAUACUUGUUUACUGAGCAAACAAUGUGCUUACAAAAUGUGCUUCUGAAAUGACAGUUUCUCAGAGGAGUCUUGGUAAGUUCCUAAAUCUGCUGCAAUUAUAAUUAACGUCCCAGAGGUAUUUAAAGGUUAAGACAAGGCAGUCUUCAAACACAUGGGUGAAAUGUCUAAUGGCGUUAUCAGGCAACGUUCAUUACAUUUUCCUCAACUUGUAAUACUUCGUUUAUCUCACUGUAAUAAAAAUGUAGAUAAAAAAGUCUGUAUCAAA
Molecule: messenger RNA, 4031 nt
Organism: Oxyura jamaicensis (ruddy duck)
Lineage: Eukaryota; Metazoa; Chordata; Aves; Anseriformes; Anatidae
Gene: WARS1
Product: tryptophanyl-tRNA synthetase 1
Exons: 11
Coding region: 156-1577 (473 amino acids)
Biological process (GO): tryptophanyl-tRNA aminoacylation
Cellular component (GO): cytoplasm
Molecular function (GO): tryptophan-tRNA ligase activity; ATP binding
Source: RefSeq, a predicted model, not a curated record